Oreochromis niloticus (Nile tilapia) is the source of this 2955-nucleotide messenger RNA. RefSeq lists its product as uncharacterized. The record is from RefSeq and is a predicted model, not a curated record. The transcript is spliced from 2 exons. Bases 22 to 2583 code for a protein of 853 amino acids. Gene Ontology annotation, biological process: DNA integration. NCBI's taxonomy places the organism in Eukaryota, Metazoa, Chordata, Actinopteri, Cichliformes, Cichlidae. Gene Ontology annotation, molecular function: nucleic acid binding.
GUCCUACAGAGAACUCAGAAAAUGCUUGCCCUGUCAAAUCUACGUCUCCACAAGAUUGCUUCCAAUAAAGUGGAAGUGGUGAGUGCAUUCCCCCCUGAGGAUAGGGCCAAAGAUAUCAAAGAUCUCGAUUUAACAACAGAUGAGCUUCCAGUCCAGCGCAGCUUGGGGGUAAGUUGGAAUCCCACAACAGACACAUUCACAUUCCAUGUUCCACAAGAGCAAAAACCCUUCACUCGCCGGGGCGUACUCUCUACAGUGAACAGCUUGUUUGACCCUCUUGGUUUGCUUGCACCUGUAACCAUCAAAGGCAGACUUCUUCUCAGAGAGCUCUCCAGCAGCAAUCUUGAGUGGGACAGUUCCUUACCCCAAGACAUGUACGAUGGCUGGAGAAGGUGGCAUGACUCGCUGCGAAGUCUAAGAAAUCUGCACAUUCCCCGCCCCUACGUCACGUUCUCCAUCUCACAAGCCACAUUCAUUGAACUUUGUGUGUUCUCAGACGCUUCAGUGAAAGCCAUCGCUGCGGUAGCUUACCUGAAGGUCACACAUGAAGAUAGGCACAGUGAGGUCGGAUUCGUUAUGGGUAAGGCCAGACUAGCUCCUGUACCAGAACCGACCAUUCCUCGAUUAGAGCUGUGCGCCGCAGUGCUUGCUGUGGAGAUGUCAGAGCUUCUCACAGUAGAACUAAACAUAAAGAUUGACAAGACAACAUUCUACACUGACAGUAAAGUGGUGUUAGGAUACAUUAACAAUCAAAGCAGAAGAUUCCAUGUAUAUGUGAACAAUCGUGUACAGAGAAUCAAGCAGUCUUCCCUACCAGAUCAAUGGAGAUACGUCCCAUCAGAGCACAAUCCUGCUGAUCAUGGCUCUCGGUCUGUACCAGCAGAAAAACUCUCUGGUACUUCAUGGUUGUACGGCCCAGCAUUUCUUCUCAAUCAUGAGACUCUCUCCCCAGAAAAGGGUCCAUUUGAACUUGUCGAUCCAGAGUCAGACAUUGAAAUUCGACAUAAAGUCAAUGUGCUUGUGACCACAACUGCUCCGGGUGCCUUGGGUUCAUCACGCUUUGAAAGAUUCUCAAAAUGGACUUCCCUUGUCCAAGCGGUGGCCUACCUUCGCCACAUCUCCCACAGUUUCAAGUCUAAAGAUGGUGAUGCCUGUAGCGGCUGGCAUCUUUGUAAGGCUAGUCUCACAGAUGAAGCAUUAUCUGAAGCAGAGCACACGAUCAUCAGGUGUGUCCAGCAUGAAGUUUAUGCAGAAGAAAUAAAAUGCAUCAUGGCAAAACGAGACUUACCACGCAACAGUGCUCUUCACAAACUUCAUCCCAUCAUCGAUGGCAAAAACUUACUGCGAGUAGGAGGUCGACUUGCAGAGUCUGGCUUGCCGAGUCAUCAAGCUAACCCUCUUCUGAUACCAGGGAAGCAUCACAUUGCAACACUGCUCAUUCGACAUCACCAUGAAGCCACCCAGCACCAAGGAAGACACUUCACUGAAGGGGCUGUGAGAGCAAGUGGCUUAUGGGUAGUUGGGUCUAAGAGGUCUAUCAGCAGUGUAAUCCACAAAUGUGUCACCUGCAGAAAGCUUCGAGGUAGAACAGAGCAGCAAAUCAUGUCUGACUUACCUGCCGAACGCCUUCAGACGGACCCCCCAUUCUCUUAUGUUGGUCUCGAUGUAUUUGGACCGUGGGAGGUUUCAACACGCCGCACCAAAGGUGGUCAAGCAAACAGUAAGAGAUGGGCAGUCCUGUUCACUUGCAUGUCUACACGGGCUGUUCAUAUUGAAGUGAUUGAAACUCUGAGCUCUUCCAGUUUCAUCAAUGCUCUUCGCAGGUUCUUUGCGAUCAGAGGCCCCGCCAAGCAGUUGAGAUCAGAUUGUGGAACCAAUUUCAUCGGUGCCUCCAAGGACCUAAAGUUGCAUUCCCCAAAACCUGGUGAGACAAGUGUGGAUGACUACUUACGCAAGCAGAGGUGUUCCUGGGUGUUUAAUGCUCCUCACUCAUCUCACAUGGGUGGUGCCUGGGAGCGUAUGAUAGGCAUCUCACGACGCAUCCUAGACUCGAUGCUCCUACAAGCAGGAAACCCUACACUAACUCACGAGGUCCUGACAACGUUAAUGGCGGAAGUCACGGCUAUUAUCAACGCAAGGCCCUUGGUACCCGUUUCUUCGGAUCCAGACGCUCCCUUAAUCCUGACCCCCUCAGCUCUGCUCACCCAGAAGUUCGAUCUGAUCCCAACUCCACCUGGGGAUUUCACCAAGGCCGACAUAUAUACACGUCAGUGGAAGAGAGUUCAAGCCCUUGCUGACACAUUCUGGGCCAGAUGGCAGAGGGAGUACCUUCACAUGCUCCAAGGUCGUCAGAAAUGGCAGCGCAGCAAACCAAACUUGAAGGAAGGAGACAUUGUUCUUCUGAAGGACAAGCAACUAAAAAGAAAUGAGUGGCCUAUGGGUGUCAUCGUGAAGACACUUCCAAGCAGAGAUGGAGUUGUCAGAAAGAUGGAAGUGAAGGUGACACGUGACAAGAUUGCAAAGACAUUCUGUAGACCCAUUUCGGACUGUAUCCUUCUUCUGAGAGAUUGGUCUAACAUGUAAAUAGUGGCAUUCUUAAAAUAAUGCCAGGCGGGGAGUGUACUGGAACUGUUUGUAUGCUAUUUCUCCAGGCCUAUAGGGGGCGCAGGUUUGCACAGUUUGCUAUGUUGAGCCAAUUAGUUACUAGAAGAAGUGUGAUAGGAAGUGUUUGCUCAUGAGUGAAGCAAGACAUGGUGUGUUUCUUCUGAUCCAAAGCCAUCCACUCCGUUAAAUCCCUUUGAGUGGCAAUAUGAUUUCACACUUUUUUGCAUUAAAUCCUGUCCAAAUACAACACGUGCCUGUUCCUUGGAGGAAGUGAUGCAAGAGAGAGUUUAGCUGGCUGUGAAUCUCAAUAUAGGACACUGGGUCACAUUGGGUGCAACAGUACAGACCUAA